This is a messenger RNA of Durotheca rogersii, 1520 nucleotides long. RefSeq lists its product as uncharacterized. The coding region runs from base 173 to 1420 and encodes 415 amino acids. NCBI's taxonomy places the organism in Eukaryota, Fungi, Ascomycota, Sordariomycetes, Xylariales, Xylariaceae. The record is from RefSeq and is a predicted model, not a curated record. The transcript is spliced from 3 exons.
UGUCUAUCUACCUGUGCGGCCACUGACCAGCCUGCGCUUGCCAUCUCGAAUUGAAUAACCCUUGCUGACCGUGUUGUCUCGUCGCGUACCAGAUCCUCCACACUUACGCGCUGGUGCGGCCGGCUGUCGGGGUGGAUUGGCGGAUUGCGGCCGAGGGGACAGCAGCGAUAACAUGGCAGGCCUUGGCCGCUCAUUCAAGCCAGCUUCGUAUCUGUCUUCCAUGAAAAGACGACCUCCGCCUGCGAGAACCAUGUCGAACUCAUCCGAAGCGUCGCCGCUCUCUUCGCCAGAUAUCGGGCCGGACGACGCUGUCCUCUCAACGAGACCGUCGCCGAAUCCGCCGGCGGAUAGUCUGCAACAUCAGCCGUUCGGCUCUCUACCGAGCCUUAAGUCCAGCAACGCCACGCUGAUAAAUGUCCCAACUGACUCGGGGAAUAAAGACCUGCCCUUUUUCGAUCCUUCCAAGUCUACGCCUGCGCGUGCCCGACCCAUCGCUAUUGAAUUGCCCGCUACGAAGAAAGGUAGCAGCGCUCCUGUGUAUACUCCGCCCCCGCCGCUCUCUGCGCGUGGCGAUCUUCCCGGCGGUUAUUUCCCCUUACACGAGGACCAAACCCGAGUUUACCGCCCUCACCCAUUCCAGCUGGACGCUUCCGAGGCGCGGAUGAAGUCUAUCCAACGUGCCAGUCAGUCAAGCUCGCUUCCUAAGGAGAGCGCCAUACCCGCCCAAGCGGCCACGGGCACCACCCCCUCGGCUGCGAACCCCAUCGCCGUGGCAGGACAAUCUACACAAACUAGGUCUUCGAAACUUACGGGAUCGAUGGAGCGAACCUUGGAUACGGUGUCUAGUACUCCUGUUACCAGCUACAUACCGACUGGAACCCAGGAGAAUUCUCUGCCAAUGGGCAAGUAUUACCCCACCAACUACAUCAAGAGGAAGGAGGAGAAGAGGAGCCGGAAACAGGGCCGGCCGCCAACGUCGAACUUUGCGGCUCCGACAGGAUCCAAGUCGGAGAGCCAGAUACUCACUGCCAGGGACGCUUCGACAAUUCCGCUAGGACCCUCACGCAACGAGUCUGAGGCGAAGCGCAGGUUGCAGCAGUAUCAACGCGACAUGAUUGCGCAAGCGUCGCUGGCCCUCAACGGCGGCAACGUGAGCGCGGCAACUCUGAGUUCGCUGAGGGCGAUUGGAUUUACCAGCGUGUCGGGGCCGGGCAAACCGAGACUAGCACCCUUGGGAAGCCCCGGACCCGUGACGCCCAUGGAGCUGGAAGGCCCAGGGGAUGGCUAUUUGGGUGCACGAAGACUGCCAGACGCUGCACAGAUCGAAGAGAUUAGCCGCGCCAUCAGAGCCCGGGAGGAACAGAAACGACGAGAGGGUGCAACUUCGCCACCUGUCGAGCUAGGCCCCAGCUCGUUCUAGGUGCGCUGGCUGGUUGCCAAUGGCGAACAGCACACGCCGCUGCCCACCUGUCCACGGGGUUGCUGUGUGGGGCGUCACCAAGUCGAUCACCUGCAGUGCU